Molecule: messenger RNA, 729 nt
Organism: Didymosphaeria variabile
Lineage: Eukaryota; Fungi; Ascomycota; Dothideomycetes; Pleosporales; Didymosphaeriaceae
Exons: 3
Coding region: 1-729 (242 amino acids)
Source: RefSeq, a predicted model, not a curated record
AUGUCGCCUAUCAGCUCUUCUACCAUUUCCGAGAAACAAGGAUCCACUUACUAUCAAGGGUCUGGUGACGCCAUUAUCGACAUUGAUAGCCGCACCACGACACUGAACAACCAGGCUGUGUCUCUGCAAGAGUAUCCGCUAGGCUAUCCUCUGCAAGCAGCCUUCCAGUCUAGCGAGCCUAGCUGGUCAAUCUACCGUAGUUUCGACUACCUGCAUUCCCGGGUCAUACUAGACCUACAGGACGAGCUACGCUGCCUGGAAGAGCAACUGGAGGAUGUUGAUAUUAAAAAUGAAGGCGAAGAGCGAUUGAGGUCGCGUAAAGAUGACUUGAAGCACUACAAUGAGGAAGAAUUUCCAAGUCCGCGCGCAGUCUUGCUAGAAACAAUCCGAAACAAGCUUGUCAACUACGAUGAGAUCUUGGCGAAGGCACGAGACCUUAACACUUUCCAGCGACCAUCGAAUCGUGACUAUCGCAGCUUCCGCAUAUGGUUCCAGAACAAGAAGCCCCUAAACUACGAACGGGAGGAACAGUUCAUAAAGCGCAGGGAGGACCUUAUUUCGUUACGACAAGGUCGGGAAUGGUCGGGCUUCGACGGUUUGGUGGAAACAUGCAUUCGAAAAUUGCACUGCAAGCCCUUGCAUGUAAGUCGCCAACACCUCAAAGAGUACGACGGCACUGACCAGCAUGCAGUUUAUCUUCGCGACCAAGGAGCUUCGCGACAAGACUAA